Messenger RNA from Penicillium digitatum Pd1, 2295 nucleotides. RefSeq lists its product as uncharacterized. Gene Ontology annotation, cellular component: nucleus. NCBI's taxonomy places the organism in Eukaryota, Fungi, Ascomycota, Eurotiomycetes, Eurotiales, Aspergillaceae. Gene Ontology annotation, molecular function: DNA-binding transcription factor activity, RNA polymerase II-specific; RNA polymerase II cis-regulatory region sequence-specific DNA binding; zinc ion binding. Gene Ontology annotation, biological process: positive regulation of transcription from RNA polymerase II promoter by galactose; DNA-templated transcription. The record is from RefSeq and is a predicted model, not a curated record.
AUGUUCCAUACAUUCGAGGGGUUUGAGAACCCUACGGCUGCAACUUCUGCCCGCAACCGGUCUACUAGUGAGAGACGUGAAUCCAUUAGUCGCCGUGUGACAACUUUGCGUGCUUGUACAUCUUGUCGCCAUCGCAAGAUCAAGUGUGAUGGCGAGAAGCCAUGUGAAGCCUGUCGGUGGUAUAAGAAGUCAGACCAGUGCCACUAUUCAGACCCGCGGCCGUCGCGGAGACAUGUUGAAAAGCUAUCUACAACUCUAGAAGAGUAUCGAAGUAUCCUGAGAAAGUUGUUCCCAAACUUCUCGCCUGAGUUGCUGGCAAAUUUGCCGCGGGAGAAACUCCUUGAGCUCACCACCGUUCCAUCGAGCUCUCACUUGCAAACAUUAUCACAUCAUGCCACUUCACCAUCUACAUCGGCUUCCGUGGACGCUCACGUAUCACCGUUGUCAAAUGACGACGACAACCUCGAGGCUCUGCAAACUAUGCCUGAGGAAAUCCCGGAUAGCCGUAAUACCAACUCCUCGGAUCUAGUAGAGAGCGUCUCGGAUGAUGUUAAUGGGCUAUCGCUAUCGGCUCGCCAGCCUUCAUCUUACCUUGGAGUAUCAUCUAUCCAGGCCGUGAUCAAGGUCAUUGUCUGGCUGGAUCCAGGCUGUGCCUCAUACUUUUCGCGAACUCCUGUAAAUGAACCGGAGAACCCGACAGGAUGGCCACAUCAUGGGCCUAUUACACCCCCACAACCCCUCAUUCCACCCUCAGAGAUGCAAAUGCUUGAUGCAUACUUCCUCUACUUCCAAGCCUUCGCUCCUAUGAUCGAUGAGCGCUCCUUCCGCGAGGCCUACUGCACCGGUCGUCGCAGAGAUGACCAUUGGCUUGCUCUGCUGAACAUUGUUCUCGCUCUCGGUUGCAUUGCGGCUACAGGACCCGAUGAUGUGACACACCAAACAUACUUCCUGCGGUGCAAGGGUCACCUAACUCUGACUUCCUUGGGAAGUUCCCAGAUUGAGACUAUCCAGGCGCUGGGCCUGAUGGGCGGUUGGUACUGCCACUAUAUUAGCCAGCCGAAUCUGGCAUACUCCCUUAUGGGCGCUGCGCUGCGUAUGGCGGCUGCCUUGGGACUCCAUAAAGAGUUUACCGAGACUCGUCAAAUACCGAGUGCAGCGAAGCUAGCAUCCAUGGAUCUCAAGCGUCGCGUCUGGUGGUCAUUGUUCUGCAUGGAUACCUGGGCUGGCAUGACCCUGGGCCGUCCUAGUUUGGGUCGGAUAGGCUCAAAUAUUACAGUCAAACCUCCCCUUUGCCGAGACAAGGGGAACGUCCUCGAGAUCCUCCCCUUGGUGGAAAAUGUUCGCUUCGCCAAGAUCGCAACCCAAGUUCAAGAGUCCCUCGCCGCAGCACCGCUUGUUAAACAUCAAGAAAUGGCCCACGCAGAUGCACAGCUCCUCGAGUGGUGGGACAAUCUCCCCUCCGUCCUGAAAGACCAUGAGCCUUGCUCUGAGUCAAUAAACACGGUCCGUACAGUCAUGCGCUGGCGGUACUAUAACCAGCGGAUCCUCCUGUACCGCCCAACACUGCUCAGCUACGCCAUGCGCCGCGUACCUUAUAUCGCACUGCGAUCCGAGGAGCGCACCGCGAUCGAAAAAUGUCGUGAGUUUGCAGAGGAAUCAAUUCAGAAUAUUGCUGCUACGGCGCAGCUAAACCAGCUAUGCGGAUGGAAUGCUGUCUGGUGGACCUUCCAGGCUUCUCUGGUUCCCUUGGUGGGACUGUUCCUCAAGGAUACAACGGUAAAUGACCCCCGCGCUUCCAUUGAGUCCUGUCAGGCGCAAGUGGAAAUGGCCAUGAUGACCCUGGCCCGUAUGCAGUCCUUUGGCCAUACGGCGAAGCGAUCUCUGGAUGCUAUCUCGCGUAUUUACGAGGCUAGCAAGCGGGGGCAGGACCUACCUGAUCCUGAUUCGUCCGCGAGUAUUCUGAGUGCCUCUUAUCCCGCUGGUCGGGAUAUGUCACUCAGGCUCCCGGCGCCCGGACUGAGUCAGGGUAACAUGGCAAUGAGCGAGAAUGGAUUCCUCGACCCUCUCGCUGCUACACCCUUCACGGAUGAUUCAGGGGGCCAGCAUCUCUGGGAGUAUUUGAGCUGGAGUGACAACAGCUUGUGGCCAGGGGUUGUCACUGAUACCGAUGAGAGGAACGAUGUGACUUUGUUGACCCCCGAUUUUGAGAAAGGCCCAAAAUUUGGAGAACAACCUGCGUAUUUUGAUCCCAUGCCGGAUCCUGGUUAUUUUAUAAAUGGUGGAAUUUAUUACUGA